AUGGCUACAUUGUCAAGAUUAAAUAAAAUAGCCCUUUUGGGAUUAGGUGCGGUUGGUGGAGGCCUAGCGUAUUAUCAGAUGGGAAGAUCUGAAAAGCAGUACGAUGUACACAAUUCCUGGACAACGAAUUACACACCCAGUGUUAAGUGGGACAAGAAUUGGGAUCACCGGGAACCAGAGUCAAUAGUUCGACCGAAGAGAUCAGAUAAACCUGAAGAUGAGAAUAAAUACAAUGAACAAAUUGAAAAGGCAAAGAGCAAAGCUGUUCGGCACUUGUUCUUAAUACGACACGGACAAUAUAAUACUGAAGGUUUAACUGAUAGGGAGAGAAUAUUAACAGAAUUAGGAAGGCAACAGGCAGAUCUGACGGGUAAAAGAUUAUCAUGUCUGGACAUACAAUGGGAUUUGCUUGUUAGAUCAACAAUGACAAGGGCUCAAGAAACAGCUAGUAUUAUAGCGAAGCAUCUACCAAAGGAUAUAGAAGUGACCGAUUGUCAGUUGAUAGAAGAAGGGGCACCGAUACCACCCGAACCACCGGUCGGACAUUGGAGACCUGAACCUAAAAUGUAUCAGCAGUUCUUCCAGGACGGUGCUAGAAUAGAGGCAGCCUUUAGACGAUACUUCUACAGAGCACCUCCCGAACAAACAAAAGAUUCUUAUACCCUACUGGUCUGCCAUGCAAAUGUUAUACGGUUCUUUGUUUGCAAAGCUCUUCAGUUCCCUCCGGAAGGCUGGCUUCGGAUUUCUCUUAAUCACGGUUCAAUAACCUGGAUAUCAAUUCUACCAUCUGGGAAUGUUGUUUUACGCUGUCUCAGUGAAACGGGACAUAUGGAACCUAAGUAUAUCACCAGCCGGUAA
Messenger RNA from Danaus chrysippus (African queen), 858 nucleotides. Lineage: Eukaryota; Metazoa; Arthropoda; Insecta; Lepidoptera; Nymphalidae. The record is from the annotation of a GenBank genome assembly.